Entrophospora sp. SA101 is the source of this 474-nucleotide messenger RNA. The record is from the annotation of a GenBank genome assembly. Lineage: Eukaryota; Fungi; Glomeromycota; Glomeromycetes; Entrophosporales; Entrophosporaceae.
AUGGCUUUUGUGUUUGAUGGUAUAGCAAUAUGCAAUAAUGCUUUUUUAAAAUUAUAUAAUUUAUCAUAUGAUAGAUUAACUGCUUUAAAGAAUCACUAUAAAAAUAAUGAUAUUGUACCAAAGGUACAUUUGAAUAAAGGAAGGAAUGUUUCUCAUAAGCUCUCUUUUGAAACAGUAUUAAAAGUGCUUACUUUUUUAAAAAGUUAUGCAAAUUUGAAUGGUUUACCAUCACCAGGUCGCCAUUUUGAAAGAGCUACAAAAGCAAUUAUUUAUUUACCUACAAGGGAUAACUACACAGAAAUACAUGAAAAAUUUUUAAAUGAUAUUGGAACUGGAUCAGAACAUCAUAUUAGUUAUUCAAGCUUUGACCACAGUUUAGAUAUUAAUUCAAUUAAUUUGGAUGAUGAAUUGAAAAUCAAAGAAGCAAUAGGGUUAAGUGCUUCUAGACAAUGGUAUUUAUAUGACCAAAUAUGA